AUGCGGCUGCGGCAGGGCCCGCUCCUGACGGCGCUGUGCCUCGGCGCCGCCUUCCCCCUGCUGUGGUACGCGGCGUGGCAGGGGAGCCAAGGAAAUGACUUAGAAGUGUACCAAAGGCAGCUUCUGGAACUUCGGCAAAGACUAUUGUAUGCUGAAAAGGAAAAUAAAAAAAGAUCACACGAACUGAGCAGUGCCCUAGAUGAAAUUAAACGUGUGGUUGCACAAAGAAUGAACUUGACAAUAGAUCAUACAGAUGAUAUGAAGUGGAAAGUGCUAAACCUCAGCAGAAGACUCCCCGUGCAUCUUAUAAACAUGUACUACUAUCUACCUCACCUUCGAGAAUAUGAAGAUGCCAUUUUCCCAAAUGUUAUUUUUGGGCAACAGAGAACUGGAGUCUCACUGGUGAUGGGUAUUCCUACUGUGAAAAGGGAAAAACAACAUUAUCUGAUUAAUACACUGCAUUCCCUACUGUACGAACUUUCUGAAGAGCAAAAGAACGACUGCGUAAUAAUCAUCUUUGUAGCAGAGGUGAAUGCAGAGUAUGUUAACAGUGUUGCAGAAAGUGUUAAAGCCAGCUUCCCCAGAGAAAUCCAGUCUGGAGUCCUGGAGGUUAUUUCUCCUCCUGCUUCUUAUUAUCCAGAUCUUUCCAACCUGAAGAAAACACUUGGGGAUUCGGAGGACAGAAUAAGGUGGAGAACUAAACAGAAUUUGGAUUAUAGCUUUUUAAUGCUAUAUGCCCAACCUAAGGGAACAUUUUAUUUACAGCUGGAAGAUGAUAUUAUAGCCAAACCUGAUUAUAUUCAAAGUAUAAAAAACUUUGCUGCCCAGCAGUCCCAAGAGUGGAUGAUUCUCGAGUUCUCCCAGCUUGGAUUUAUUGGAAAAUUGUUUAAAUCUGAAGACCUGCCACUCAUAGUGGAAUUUUUUGUCAUGUUCUAUAAAGAUAAGCCCAUAGACUGGCUUAUAGACCACCUGCUCUGGGUUAAAGUGUGCAGUCCAGAAAAGGAUGCAAUACACUGUGAAAAGGAAAAGGCAAAGUUACGUAUCCGUGCUAAACCAUCUCUCUUUCAGCAUGUGGGAAUUUAUUCAUCAUUGGCUGGGAAGGUACAGAAUUUGAAAGAUAAAGAUUUUGGCAGAAAUGUGCUACAUAAAGCACAUAAUAAUCCACCUGCAGAAGUGGAUACAAGCCUAAGAAUAUACCAGCAAUAUACCUUGGAAAAAAUUUAUAAAGGACAAGACUGUUUUUGGGCUUCAGCUCCAGUGGCAGGGGACUACAUCAGCUUCACCUUUUUAAAUCCACUAAAAGUUGAAAAGUACUUCUUCAGAAGUGGAAACAUGGAGCACCCUGGUGAUAAACUGUUUAACACUACCGUGGAAGUGUUGCCAGCUGAUGAAAUGCUAAGAAAAGAACUGGUUGACAGUGGAAGUAAAUUUAACUACCCAGCAACCAAAGAUGGAUAUUUAAAAAUAGGUGCUUUUGAAAAUGGAAUUGCAGAAGGCAGUAUCAAUCAGUCAAUAGGAAAAAUACAGGCUAUUCGUUUAUCGGUCAAUUCUGAUUCUCCUGUAUGGGCAAUACUUAGUGAGGUACUUAUCAAGACAUCUGAAAAUUGAAAAAAAAAUACAUUUUUGACAUGUCACUUGUCACAGAUUGCUUGAAAACUAGGCUAACAGCAACAAAAAACUGGCUGGGUAAAAACAAAUCCAAACCCAUUUAAUUCUUAAUACUGUGUAUUAGGAAAGAGUUGAGAUAACUAUUAAAUCUUUAUGUAAAGAAUAUUAAAAGCUAUGAAGAACCUGAUUAUGUUAGUAAUUUCUACAAAAUGUUCUUGAGUAAGGUGUCAUAUAUAAAAAUCUCACCUUAGCUUGGCAACAUUCAAUAUAUAUUAUUAUAAACAAUUGAUAAGGCAUUACAGGCUGUCUCGGGGACUAAAGCAUAAAAGUAUGAUAAGUUUCACCAGAACUAAAAAUACGGACAUUUUUGAAAAAUAUUAAGGACACAGUUUUCAACUCCACUAAGAACACUGGUCAAUUUUGGAGGGAAAGUGCAACUGAAGGAAAAGCUGUCAAUAUUCAUUGCAAGUAUUUAGAGCAGUCCACAGAGAUAGGAAGAACUUAACAAUACGAAAAUGGAUCUCCAACUUAACUGAAGAAGUGUGUUUCAGCCUUAAUGUAGCAUAAGUUAUGUUUAAUGUUUUUUUAAAAUGGGAAGUGCCUACAAGUUACCAUUUGAAUAACUUGAAACUUAAACAGGUAUUGUUCAGAGGACUGUAAAACUUUUCAGUGAAUUGUGCAUUGAAUUAACUACAGGAAAUAAUAAGGGUAUUAUAUGUAGCUAUAUUUUUGUAGAAAGAAAAUA
This is a messenger RNA of Gymnogyps californianus (California condor), 2353 nucleotides long. It is a transcript of the gene MGAT4D, whose product is annotated as MGAT4 family member D. NCBI's taxonomy places the organism in Eukaryota, Metazoa, Chordata, Aves, Accipitriformes, Cathartidae. Bases 1 to 1608 code for a protein of 535 amino acids. The record is from RefSeq and is a predicted model, not a curated record. Gene Ontology annotation, molecular function: acetylglucosaminyltransferase activity. The transcript is spliced from 15 exons. Gene Ontology annotation, cellular component: endoplasmic reticulum-Golgi intermediate compartment; Golgi stack; endoplasmic reticulum. Gene Ontology annotation, biological process: protein N-linked glycosylation.